Messenger RNA from Helianthus annuus (common sunflower), 1887 nucleotides. RefSeq lists its product as uncharacterized. The transcript is spliced from 4 exons. Gene Ontology annotation, molecular function: RNA-DNA hybrid ribonuclease activity; nucleic acid binding. The record is from RefSeq and is a predicted model, not a curated record. The coding region runs from base 1 to 1887 and encodes 628 amino acids. Gene Ontology annotation, biological process: DNA integration. Lineage: Eukaryota; Viridiplantae; Streptophyta; Magnoliopsida; Asterales; Asteraceae.
AUGCCGUCACCACGAACAAUCAAAGAAAUGCAACGACUAGCCGGCCGUCUGGCCGCGCUCAAUCGAUUUCUGUCAAACCACACUGCAAAAUCGUAUCCUUUUAUCAGCACCCUGCGCAAUUGUGUAAAGAAACAAGAGUUCAAGUGGACGCCCAAAGCAGAAACCGCAUUUCAGCAGAUGAAAGAAUGUUUGAUAAAGCUCCCUACUUUGACUGCGCCAUUCGAGAAAGAACCACUCAUACUGUACUUGUCUUCUUCGGAUAAGGCAGUAGGGUCGGUAUUGCUUGUGGAAAGAAAUGGAGUGCAGACUCCAAUUUAUUACGUCAGUAGGGUGCUUACUGAUCCAGAAACGAGAUAUUCAACAAUGGAAAAGCACGAUAUUGCAAAAACCAGAGACAUCUGGGCGGUUAGCAAAGUGGGCGAUCGAGCUGGGGGCCAUAACAUCUUGUACAGGCCGCGCCCAGCCAUCAAGGGUCAAGUUCUGGCGGACUUCCUCACAGAAGUACCAGUGGAAAAAAUCAAGGAUUGUGAGAUUGUUGAGACUCCCGUAAAAGACACGUCAAACGAGUUAUGGUUGCUAUACACUGAUGGGGCCUCAAACAAAGAUGGCGCAGGAGCCGGGUUGCGCCUUGUGAGCCCCGAGAAGCAUGAAUUUACAUACGCCAUCAAGUUGGAUUUCAAGAACACCAACAAUGAGGCGGAAUAUGAGGCAUUCUUGGCAGGCUUGCGCCUCGCCAUAAAAAUGGGAGCUCAAAAUCUACAAGCGCACGUUGAUUCACUCUUGAUCGCCAGCCAAAUUAACGGUCUAUACGAUGCAAAGGGUGAAGUUAUGGCCCUGUAUUUAGAUCAAGCAAAAGAGUUGCUUCAACAGUUCAAAUCUUACAAGGUAGUUCACAUCAACCGCUCCGAGAACAAACCAACAGACGCCUUAAGCAAGCUCGCUUCAACUUCCUUUCAACAUCUCGCCAAGGAUGUAAGGAUUAAAGUACUCAAACAUCCAUCGGUUCUGCUGCGCCAGGUAAAUGUGAUCGAAGUAGGGCAGGCAUCUUGGAUGACCCCUAUAAUUCAAUAUCUGCAAGAAGGAAUACUCUCGGAGAGCAAAGCAGAGGCAAGGAAAAUUCAAAACAAGUCCCUGCAUUAUGAGAUGAAUGGUGGUAUCUUAUACCGAAAGUCCUUCUUGGGGCCCUUAUUGCGCUGUGUGGACCCCCAAGACGCGAAUUACUUGAUUAGGGAGAUUCACGAAGGGGUCUGUGGCAUCCAUGCAGGCCCACGCAUGGUUGUCGCGAAGAUUAUGAACGCUGGAUAUUACUGGCCAGGGAUGCACGUCGACGCCCUGAAGGAGUUGCGCAAAUGCGACUCCUGUCAGCGACAUUCUCCAAAAACCCUGCGCCCAAAAACGAUCUUAUCUCGAUUUGGCCUCCCACUCAAAAUCGUCACAGACAACGGUACCAAUUUUGCUUCCGAAGAUCUUCAAAAAUGGAUGAAAGAAAUGAAGAUUGAGCACACACUCUCCUCCGUUGCGCAUCCUCAAGGCAAUGGUCAGGUUGAAAGUGUCAACAAGAGUAUCAUCGAAGGGAUAAAAGCCCGACUGGGCACAAAGAGAAGAGGUUGGGUAGAUGAGCUCCCAAGCAUCCUGUGGGCUUAUCGAACCAUGCCGAAAACAAGUACUGGCGAAACUCCUUUUAGCCUAGUCUACGGCUCGGAGGCAGUUAUCCCGUCUGAAGUUGGACUCCCCUCACCGCGCUUGACAGCAGUCUACACGGUCGAUAACGAAGCAGAGCGCCAUAUCGACUUAGAUCUACUGGAAGAAAGACGCGAAAUUGCGCGAAUUAAAGAAGCUAAGUACAAGACACAGCUGGAAAUGAGAACAUGUCUUCAGAGACAAUGA